Molecule: messenger RNA, 2608 nt
Organism: Plasmopara halstedii
Lineage: Eukaryota; Oomycota; Peronosporomycetes; Peronosporales; Peronosporaceae
Exons: 1
Coding region: 647-880 (77 amino acids)
Source: RefSeq, a predicted model, not a curated record
GUCAAGAAAGAUUAAGAUUCUUAAUUGUUUUGUCACAUUGCGAGCUGUCACACGAUCUGUUCCCAACUAGAUGCAUAUGCCUGUCGUGUAUCUUGCGAUUGUAACUUCGUAUGGGCAACAAACUUAGUAUCGAAAAUGAAUUGACAGUUUAACGGAAACUUUGUGGAACACACGUCGAGUAGCAAUUGUACAAUCUGAAUAAAAUAAAUGCUUUUAAACUUGUAAUACUUCUUAUGUCAAAGCGUAUGCGCAGAGUAGUUAGUUAUCUAGAAACGGUAUGAAGAUGUGUAACUUGAAAGUGCAUCACAAGCGUUGUCAAUGAAAUUGUCUUGUUUGCGAAGCUUUAAACUUUUGAGUACUGAGUUUGCCACUUCGAGCUCUGAAGCUAAUCACAACGAAAUAGCGUGGAACGUCGCACGCAUAUUCCAUAAUAUACAUUCUGUCGUUUAGUUGUAGGGAUUUGAAAUGCUCUACUAAUUCGAAUCUGCAUCGCCGUGAACAUUGGCUCAGUUGCUAUCACCUUCUCGUUAAUGCAGACUGUUGGCAUCAAGCAUACGACGCAUGUGUCGGAUCUUAUCCAGUCAAGCGAAGGCCAGAAUAUACUUCUAGCUCAAAGUGUCCAAGUCGGAUACUGAGAGUCGCUGGAAUGUACGAGACGGAAGAUGUUGUGGACGUAGAGUACACUGAUUACACUACUUCGCUCGAUAUCAACCACUUUGAGUCAAUCGUGACGGACCCAGGUGUCGAGCAUGAGGAUACUGACGAGAGAGUCACUUUUCAUACAAGCAAUUUCAUCAUCAAAUUAAAAGCAUCAAUGCAAGACAAUAAAAAUUUAGGCUACGAGUAUGUCGCUGACCUAAUUUUAUGGAUAUCUCUGUGAAAUCUUGGCACGUCCAGGCUGUAUUGCCCACAAUGGGGAUACAUUGUCAUCCAUCAAAACUGGCUACCGACCGUAAAGAUCGAGAUAUUCCUGUUACUCUGAUCCAAACAUCGGUACUAAUGUGGCCAGCGCAGCAUCACAAGACGGACCACAUACAAGUUUUCUCGGUAAGCCGCCGUGUGAAUCUGUAGCCAUACUACCGCCACAGUCAUUGUCAGCGCACACUGAUAGAGUCUUCACAAAUUUUGAUAGAUAAUUGUUUGGCUGUGGGUUCUAUGAACACGUUACUACGACUGCUACUAAUGACACAAUCGUUAGGAUCGGCUGUGCAGCUCUUCCCGAUAGGUAUUAGGCUCAACAAAUUCAACACCUUCUACAUCCGUCUCUUUAUUGCACCGUUGAGCCAACUCACCAAAUCUUUCAAAUGAUCGUCUUCGUGUCUGCAUCACCAAGCGAAGAGCUUCUACACAAGUCUACAUCAAGUCAUUGUAUUUCUACCUUAUCCGAUGCCUAUAUUCGAUCAUUGCCCUGCCGAAACGACCAUGCAUUGUUCGAUCUAGUCGCUCGCUACGUAUCGAACGACCUUAACCGACUAUAUGGAAGCACCAUGAAAAUUGUUACAUAUCUGGACGUUGCUGUCUCGCACAAUUUACAUGGUGUGUGCUAGUGUGGGUCACAACUGUAGUGAAGCCAUGCUUAAUUACCUAAUAAAGCUAUCGUAUACAUCUCUGCCACGUUGUUUACACUGCUGAACUGGCAGCAAUUCCUAACGCUUAUAAUCGUUCCACCUGCUACAUUAAGGAUAUUUCUCAAUGAUCCAAUAAAUGCAAUGCUUGCGGCGUUCGCUAGAAAAUUCUAUUUACUUGAUAAGGCACUGCCAGCGUUGCUCAGCGCUUUCUUGGUCACUUUUUGCUUCCGACGCUCGCUAAAGGGCCCGCCGGCACGCUUUUGUCGCCUCGAACGGUGAGUAGCUAUACUUGAACUCGACUUUAAGCAUAACGCUAGGCUCAUCUUUCAUAAUUUGAUUGCAAGCUCGGAGACUGAUCGUGUUCUUGAUUAUAGUCUUGGAAGCUUUUGUACUCGCCAUCUAUGGCAGUUAAAAUGGGAUGAGACUGAACGCACUCGUUAUACAACCAUUGAUUGCAUAUGGCGUCGAACGAUCGCGAAAUAAUACACUCUGGCAUAAUCGGAUCACGAACUUGCAAACUGCGAAAAUUUGCUACCACUAUCCUGGAAGCCAGCCUUUACGCUCGAUGUGACGACAGAAAUGCCAUUAGUUGAAAGGAAAUCCAGAAUUGUUGAAUCGGAACUCUAGAUUUUCUACGCCAUCGUACAGUGGCUCUACUAUUCAACGUCGUUCAAUAUUAUUAUAACGAAAUAUCGAGCUGCACUCCCGUCACGCGAUCGCUUGUUCACGAUGAACGCUAGUGUUCGUCACUCGUGCAAAUCAGCACCAUUGAGGCAUUUUUAACUGAAUGACAAAACAAAACAUUUAGGCCGUGUGCCAACGUCGUGUCCACCACACUCACUACAUAAGGUCGACUGUUAAAACCUUAAAAUUACUGUUAUGGCUCUCCAGUGUAGCAAAAACCCACCAGUCUUCUCCGAAUCUGUUGAUCUAUGAAAAAUAGACUGCACACCUGAUCCAGUAUGCGUAUAUAUUACUUUAUUUACUUUCGGAACUCAGAGCGAUGCUCAAUUGCACUAGGAAUAGCAUCGUGAUCGCAC